Messenger RNA from Cetraspora pellucida, 2394 nucleotides. The record is from the annotation of a GenBank genome assembly. NCBI's taxonomy places the organism in Eukaryota, Fungi, Glomeromycota, Glomeromycetes, Diversisporales, Gigasporaceae.
AUGUAUUUUAUUUUAAUAGCAUUCAUCUUAUUCUUUACUUUUGUCGUGCCUGAGAUAAAUCAUAAUUCAGAAUCACAACAAAUCAUACAAAAUAAAAUAAGUGCCAAUAGAGCUUCAAAUGAAUCUUUAUUAUGGGGAACUUAUCGACCUAAUUUGUAUUUCGGCACGAGACCUAGAUUACCUGAAAGUUUGCUAACCGGUUUAAUGUGGUUUGGGGUUAAUGACCUAGAUAGUUUUCAAAACAUAAGGCAUUCAUGUGAACAGUCAGACAAUUUAGAAGAAUAUAGUUAUAAGAAACAUGAUGGUCGAAGUUUUGCAAUUCAAACUAUCACUGACGCAAAAAAUAAUGUUAUAUUGAAGACUGAAUUCUUGAAAGUAUCGAGUGGUGGACAUGGGGGUGAUUGGGCUGUUCGAAUAUCUGGAAAACCUAUUUCGGAAGGCAAUUAUUCAGGACUAUCACUUCUGUAUUAUUUUGGAUUAGAAGGAGAUGGGACUAUAGAUUUAGAAAAUAGAUUAGAUCAAUCGGGGUUAGACAAUCCUGUUGAGCUUAGUGGUGAAACACCUGAUCUGGGACAAUUCGCUAUUAAGAUAGUUGAUGGCCCAGAUAAUAGAAUUCCAAAAAUUACUGCAAUAAAAAUGCAGACGUAUCCUGACUUACGAAAAACGCAAUACUGGGGGCAUUUAAUUCCUGAUGGUGAUAUAUGGCGUGCGAAAAUUUAUUUAAAAGCGCUUUAUUCCAAAAAAUUUGAAUCUAUGCAAGAACAACUUAGUGCUGGAGAUAUUCCUUCUCCGCCUUUCUUAUUUAAUUUACCUAAUCAAGUGAAUGAAAAUUCCAAUUUUUAUAUUUUUCAAAAGAUGGUUGAAGCUCCUUUCCAGUUUGAUAUUUUUUUUGAAUCAGGUUCAUCUCCGGUACAUCUUGAAGGAUCUGAUUUUACUUCAAAUCUUCAAUCCAGUUCAAAGGAUUUUGACACAAAAUUUGAGAAUAUCUUUGGUCUAGCUUCAAAGGGAUUUGAUAAUGAUCAUAUUUAUUUUGCACAAGCUAUGUUGAGUAAUUUGAUUGGUGGAAUAGGGUAUUUCUAUGGAUCAAGUAUAGUCGAUAGAUCUUACACUGAUGUGGAUGAAAAUGGGGAAUAUUUUUGGGAUAAGAGUAGGCAAGCUGAUCCUCAAUUAACACCACCGUCAGCCUUAUUUAGUGCCACACCAUCUCGUCCUUUUUUUCCUCGCGGAUUUUAUUGGGAUGAAGGGUUUCAUCAGCUUUUAAUUGGAAAUUGGGAUAAUGAUCUUAGUUUAGACAUAAUCAAACAUUGGGUAUCACUAAUUGAUAAUGAUGGGUGGGUUGCGCGUGAGCAAAUUUUGGGUGAAGAGGCUAGAAGUAAGGUUCCUCCUGAAUUUCAAACACAAUAUCCACAUUAUGCGAAUCCACCAACAUUAUUAAUAGCGAUUGAAGCUUUUCUUGAACGAUUGGAUAAUGCCACAAAAUCACAAUCACAACAGUUUGGCAUAGAUGCGGACACGGCUUUUAAUUUAUUACCACAUGAUAUUCUAACUACUACCACUGAUUCAUCAAUCUUACCAAUACGUCAUUUACGAGAUUUAAAUUUAGCAAAAAGUUUUUUAGCAGAGAUCUACCCAAAAUUAAGAUCAAAUUAUAAAUGGUUUAGGAGAACACAAUGGGGAGAAAUUAAAGAAUGGGGUAGAAAAGCUAGUAAUAGUAGAGAGGCUUACAGAUGGAGAGGUAGAACUCCUGGACAUACUUUAACUUCCGGUCUGGAUGAUUAUCCAAGACCAACACCGCCACAUCCUGCAGAAUUACAUAUUGACUUAAUGUGUUGGGUAGGAUUUAUGGCAAGAUCACUUAGAAAUAUUGCCGAGAGGUUAGAUGAGGAAGAUGAUGUUGAAGAUUUUGGCAAACAUUAUAAAGAUAUUAUUAAUAAUUUACAUGAUUUGCAUUGGAGUGAGAAGGAUCAAGCAUUUUGUGAUGUUUCAGUUGACGAAGAUAAUGAAUCAGUUCAUGUGUGUCAUAAAGGCUAUUUAUCAUUAUUCCCAAUGUUACAUGGAUUUUUACCAAAUGAUUCACCAAAGCUUGGUGCUAUUUUGGAAUUAAUGUAUAAUCCUGAGGAGCUAUGGUCACCGUCACUUUCAAUAUCUGAUAAAUACUUUAAUACAGAAGAAAAUUAUUGGAGAGGACCUAUCUGGAUAAAUAUUAAUUAUUUUGUUUUGUCAUCUUUGUAUAAAAAUUAUGCAGCAAAACCAGGGCCAUAUCAAGAAAAAGCAAAAAAAAUAUAUAAAGAGUUGAGAGAUAAUAUAAUUAAUAAUGUUUAUAAUGAGUUCAACAGGACUGGAUAUUCAUGGGAACAAUAUUCUGCUAUUAAUGGGGAGGGAUCAUCCAUUUAA